This is a messenger RNA of Pipistrellus nathusii (Nathusius's pipistrelle), 411 nucleotides long. The record is from the annotation of a GenBank genome assembly. Lineage: Eukaryota; Metazoa; Chordata; Mammalia; Chiroptera; Vespertilionidae.
AUGGCCCGCACCAAGCAGACUGCGCGCAAAUCCACGGGUGGGAAGGCGCCCCGCAAGCCGCUGGCCACGACGGCCGCCGAGAAAAGCGCCCCCUCUGUCGGCGGGGUGCAGAGGCCCGGCCGUUACAAGCCCGGGACCGUUGCGCUUCGAGAAAUCCGCCGUUACCAGAAGUCCACCGAGCUCCUGAUCUGGCAGCUGCCUUUCCAGCGGCUGGUGAGGGAGAUCGCCCAGGAGUUCAGGGCCGACCUGCGGUUUCAGAGCGCGGCCAUCGGGGCGCUGCAGGAGGCCAGCGAGGCGUACCUGGUGGGCCUGUUCGAGGACACGAACCUGUGCGCCAUCCACGCCGAGAGGGUCACCAUCAUGCCCAGAGACAUCCAGCUGGCUUGCCGGAUACGGGGGGAGAGAGCUUGA